Messenger RNA from Coffea eugenioides, 1695 nucleotides. RefSeq names its product cytochrome P450 714A1-like. The record is from RefSeq and is a predicted model, not a curated record. The coding region runs from base 3 to 1619 and encodes 538 amino acids. The transcript has 5 exons. NCBI's taxonomy places the organism in Eukaryota, Viridiplantae, Streptophyta, Magnoliopsida, Gentianales, Rubiaceae. Gene Ontology annotation, molecular function: oxidoreductase activity, acting on paired donors, with incorporation or reduction of molecular oxygen; heme binding; monooxygenase activity.
AAAUGAAAUCCCUUCUCUUCGCCUUUCUCCUCCUCCUCUCUGUCCUUGUAUCUCUGAAGAAUCUUUCAUCUUGGGUCCUUCUGGGCAUGCUUCUGAUUGGCCUGGCCUCAUACUUCCUCAACGUUCUGUGGCUAAAGCCUAAAAGGCUCUUGUGGAAACUUCAGAGGCAAGGAAUUAGAGGGCCCUGUCCUUCUUUCCUAUAUGGAAACGUUCAGGAGAUGCAGAAGAUUCAGGCUAAAGCCAUGAAAGCAGCAAAUUUUGGCGAAUUUGUGGCCCAUGACUACACCUCCACUCUCUUCCCAUACUUUGAACAAUGGAGAAAAGAAUACGGCCCCAUAUACACGUACUCAACAGGAAACAAACGGCAUCUGUACGUAAACCAUCCGGAGCUAGUCAAGGAGAUGAACCUCAGUACUAGUUUGGAUCUUGGGAAGCCUUCGUAUGUUACGAAAAGGCUUGCACCUAUGCUUGGCACUGGAAUUUUGAGGUCUAAUGGGCAUGCAUGGGCGCAGCAGAGGAAAAUUGUUGCCCCUGAGUUCUUCAGCGACAAGGUCAAGGGCAUGGUAGGUAUGAUGUUGCAAUCAGCAGAGCCAUUGAUGGCCAAAUGGGAAGCCAGCAUUGAAGCCCAAGGCGGAACAACUGCAGAGAUCAGAGUGGAGGAGGACCUGAGGGGUGUCUCAGCUGAUGUGAUAUCAAGGGCCUGCUUUGGGAGCUCCUAUUUCGAAGGCAAGAAGAUAUUCUCAAAGCUCAGAACCCUCCAGAAAGUCAUUGCAAAUCAAAGUGUACUUUUUGGUAUCCCUACACUGGGAUUUUUUCCAAGCAAACAGCAAAAGGAGAUUCAAAGUUUGGAAAAGGAGAUAGAGUCGCUGAUAUGGGAAACCAUAGCACAACGUGGAGAAGAAUGCUCACUGGAAUUUCCAUCGGAAAAGGAUUUAUUGCAACUGAUACUCGAAGGGGCUAUCAACGACGUGGGCAAGAAUUCGUCUAAGAAAUUCAUUGUCGACAAUUGCAAAAAUAUUUACUUCGCCGGGCACGAGUCCACUGCUGUUGCUAUAUCAUGGUGCUUGAUGCUUCUAGCUCUGCACCCAGAAUGGCAAGAUCGUAUCCGCGAUGAAAUAGCUCAAGUUUGUCCAGAUGGCUCAAUUGAUGCUGAUUCUCUCCCCAAGAUGAAAAUGGUGAAAAUGGUGAUUCAUGAAGUGAUGCGGUUAUAUCCACCAGCAGCAUUUGUGUCGCGGGAGGCACUUGAAGACGCUCAAAUUGGGCACCUACUGGUGCCUAAAGGCGUCUGCAUAUGGACAUUGAUACCAACCUUGCAUCGUGACCCUGAAAUUUGGGGAUCAGAUGCAAAUGAGUUCAAGCCUGAGCGAUUUGCAAAUGGAAUUUCUGGUGCCUGCAAAUUGCCUCAAGUUUAUGUCCCCUUUGGCGUAGGCCCAAGAUUGUGCUUGGGCCGAAAUUUUGCUUUGGUUCAAAUGAAAGUGGUGAUUUCCCUCAUAAUCUCCAAGUUCACCUUCUCUUUAUCUCCCAAGUACCGACAUUCUCCAGCUUACCGCAUGAUCGUAGAACCCGGUCAAGGUGUCCAAAUUCUAAUUCAAAGAUACGAAAGGGCCUCCAGCAUGUAACUUCAGCUGGAUCAAGUCUUGGAAGUAGCUAAGCUUGUUUAUGUUACCUUAAAACUAUCCUCCUUUAUUUGGGGUA